Molecule: messenger RNA, 447 nt
Organism: Oncorhynchus mykiss (rainbow trout)
Lineage: Eukaryota; Metazoa; Chordata; Actinopteri; Salmoniformes; Salmonidae
Product: battenin-like
Biological process (GO): regulation of intracellular pH; lysosome organization
Cellular component (GO): lysosome; membrane
Source: RefSeq, a predicted model, not a curated record
CGGACAGCUGUGUAAGAAUAACGUUAGAUAGCUGUUUAUGUAGCUGCUGUUUAAUAAUCAAUUUAAUUCGUUUUUAAUCAUGGACCAAGCAGUCAGCGUCAAUGCAGACCCAGAUAUGCCAUCUGACAGUGAAGGUCGUAGCUCGCGCUGGAGAAAUUGGACUGGUUUUUGGUUGCUGGGGUUGUGCAAUAACUUUGCGUACGUGGUGAUGCUGAGUGCAGCCCAUGACAUUUUAAAACAACAAGGGUCUCACAACUCCACAUCGCCUACCCCAUCCACAGUUGCCUUGGACGUUGAAGGUGGAAAAAUAAGUCGUUACGACUGCAGCCCUGUUUCUACCGCGGUAAAUAGAGAUGCACUGCAGCUGUGAAAGUGUGUGUGAUCAAAUGUUAUUUUAUUCAGCAGAUGUUAUUGCGGGUGUAGCGAAAUUCUCGUGUUCCUAGCUCC